This is a messenger RNA of Oryza sativa Japonica Group (Japanese rice), 1481 nucleotides long. Its product is annotated as GDSL esterase/lipase At1g31550. NCBI's taxonomy places the organism in Eukaryota, Viridiplantae, Streptophyta, Magnoliopsida, Poales, Poaceae. The record is from RefSeq and is a predicted model, not a curated record. Gene Ontology annotation, molecular function: hydrolase activity, acting on ester bonds.
ACACAGCACUGAUUGCGAAGCUUAAUUGAUUCCAUUUAGCAUCAACAAGCAAUAAUCAAGCUGUAGGCUAAUCCGACGGCCAUGGCCUCUUCCUUCCCAUCCGCAAUAAUGAUUCCUCUUCUGCCUCUUCUUCUUCUUCUUCUUCUCGUGUGUACUCGCGGAGCCGUCGCUAAUGCUAACAACCAGCCGCCGCCGGCGGGCGGCGGCGGCGGCGGCUACUGCUACACGCGAAUGUUCAGCUUCGGCGACUCCAUCACCGACACCGGCAACCAGGUGAGCUUCUUCCCCACCGCACCCGCCGCCAGGCCACCCUACGGCGAGACCUUCUUCGGCCACCCCACCGGCCGCUACAGCGACGGCAGGCUCGUCGUCGACUUCCUAGCUGAGGCGCUGGGGUUGCCGUACUUGACGGCGUACCUCCGGGGGAAGACGGCGGAGGACUUUCGGCGGGGGGCCAACUUCGCGGUGUCCGCCGCGACGGCGCUGAGGCUGGACUUCUUCAGGGAAAGGGGGCUCGACCUCACCAUCAUUCCGCCAUACUCGCUGGACGUGCAGCUGGAGUGGUUCAAGGGUGUGCUCCACUCGCUCGCCUCUACUGACCAAGAGCGCAAGGACAUUACGACAAGAUCGUUAUUCCUAAUGGGUGAGAUAGGCAUAAACGAUUACAACCACCACUUCUUCCAGAACAGAUCCUUCACAGCUGAGAUCAAACCCUUAGUGCCACUAGUGAUUUUAAAGAUUGAAAAUGCCACCAAGGUUUUGAUCGACCUUGGUGCCAAGACCAUACUGGUUCCAGGGAUCCCGCCAAUGGGCUGCAUUCCGAGGUUUCUCAACUUGCUCCCUAGCAAGAACCACAAUGACUAUGACAAGCUUGGAUGUCUGAAGUGGCUGAACGACUUCUCUCAGUACCACAAUCGUGCUCUCAAACAAAUGUUACAGAGGAUUCAUCAUGAUCCUACCGUCACCCUAAUCUAUGCCGACUACUAUGGAGCAAUGUUGAAGAUAGUUCGAAGCCCUCAGAACAAUGGGUUCACGAAGGAGAGCGUUCUGAGGGCGUGCUGUGGGGUGGGUGGGGCCUACAACGCCGACUCGCUGGUGUGCAACGGCAACGCCACGACGUCGAACCUGUGCACGGAGCCGUCCAGGUACAUCUCCUGGGACGGCCUGCAUCUCACCGAGGCCGCCUACCACUACAUCGCCCGCGGCGUGCUGCAUGGGCCGUACACCGAGCCUGCCAUACCCACCAGAUGCACAGCCUGAUCAUACCCACACAUUACACCUUGUUUAUCCCAGAUGUAUAACCAGAAAUACUUAAAUUUAAAACGGAUGCAAAAUUAGUAAAUUACCUUUAUACUCCCUUUGCUAAGUUGAUUGUUUGAAUUUUCACUUUGAUUUGUACAUUUUUUUAAACUACUAGACGAUGUUUUAUAAAACAAGUCCUUCCGCUACGUUGAUUUUUGUAAACCAAGUCCUUGGACUCC